UGAAAGCCAUUAUCAUCAAUGGAAGGCGAUGGCGAAACGUCUUCGAUGCCCGGCAGUCGUCAGUAAUAGUUUCAAUAUGCCUCGACUGUUCAGUACACGGCGUUUCUUCCUGUGCGGAAAGAAUAGGUUAACCCUUUGCAAUGCCAUCUAUCUUCUACUUCUGGGCACUAUAUCUUUUAUGUUGAUACUGCAACUGCAAGGGGACGUUGAACCACAAGAAGUUGAGGUUUCAACUGCACCGCCACCUCGAAUUUUCUGCAUAGUUAUUGCUUAUGCCUAUCGCCAUGACCACUGCGCCAUUCAUGUCCACCGGACUUGGGUCAAACACUGUGAUCACUAUCUUUUCGUCAGCGAUAAUAGUCAUCCCUAUUUGGAACCGGCGGUAUUUAUGAAUCUACACGGCAGAUGGCACGAGCUGAGGGCCUAUCUGGAGUAUGUCUACAAGUAUCACUUCCAUCAGGGUGACUGGUUCCUCCUUGCCAAUGAUGAUAAUUUUGUAGUGGUGGAAAAUCUUCGGCACAUGUUAAAGUCCUACAGUCCCAAUGAGCUGAUCUAUUUUGGCUGCAAGCUGCGGACACCCAAUGGCUUGGCCUACAUGUUUCCAGGUUCAGGAAUAGUCUUAAGCGGAGCAGCUCUCAAACGGUUUGUCCUCACAGCCCUGACCAACGAGAGCAUCUGCAGCUCCGAGGAAAAAGGUAAUGAUGCCACCGAGGAACUGGGCCGCUGUCUUACCAAUAUCAAUGUGAUAGCUGGUGAUAGUCGAGAUGAGUUCCAAGGCCAUCGAUUCCUGCCCUUUGAAGCAGAAGUGCAUUUGGGAGGUAAACUAAAUGAAUCCAUAGAGGAGCAUGAACGUUUUCUGAAACAUUCAUAUGAACCAGUGAUAAAUCUAAGCUUGCCAGUUUCUUUGCGAUUGAUAUGCUUUCAUCUUACAAACAUAUAUAAUAUUUAUGACUUUUACUAUUUUGUAUAUAGAACUCGAAUUUUUGGUUCGCAAUUUAAUUUUGAUUCGGAAAAUGACGAUAUGGGAUUGGAAAAUGUAUACGAGUUUAAUGAUAAUUUACGAAAUAAGCAACUUUCUUAAGACUGAUCUUAUUUUUAAAUAAAAUAAAUUCAGAAAAGAUUUAUACAA
This is a messenger RNA of Drosophila eugracilis, 1129 nucleotides long. RefSeq names its product glycoprotein-N-acetylgalactosamine 3-beta-galactosyltransferase 1. The record is from RefSeq and is a predicted model, not a curated record. Gene Ontology annotation, molecular function: N-acetylgalactosaminide beta-1,3-galactosyltransferase activity. Gene Ontology annotation, cellular component: membrane. The transcript is spliced from 5 exons. The coding region runs from base 29 to 1081 and encodes 350 amino acids. NCBI's taxonomy places the organism in Eukaryota, Metazoa, Arthropoda, Insecta, Diptera, Drosophilidae.